Molecule: messenger RNA, 960 nt
Organism: Procambarus clarkii (red swamp crayfish)
Lineage: Eukaryota; Metazoa; Arthropoda; Malacostraca; Decapoda; Cambaridae
Source: RefSeq, a predicted model, not a curated record
AUGACAUGUGCUGCAUAUGGGAAGCGAGUGGACCUUCGAGGAGCCCUCAGGAAUCUGGACAUCGAGGCAUUCAGCCCACCUCUAGGCCUACCCCUCGGCCCACCUCUCUGCCCACCCUCGGCCCACCCCUCGGCCCACCCGUCAGCCCACCCCUCAGCCCACCUCUCGGCCCACCCUCAGCCCACCUCUCGGCCCUCCCCUCGGCCCACCUCUCUGCCCACCCCUCGGCCCACCCCUCGGCCCACCCCUCGGCCCACCCGUCAGCCCACCCCUCAGCCCACCUCUCGGCCCACCCCUCAGCCCACCUCUCGGCCCUCCCCUCGGCCCACCCUCGGCCCUCCCCUCGGCCCACCCCUCGGCCCACCUGAGGCCCACCUCUCUGCCCACCCCUCGGCCCACCCGUCGGCCCACCUGAGGCCCACCUCUAUGCCCACCAGUCGGCCCACCCCUCGGCCCACCGUCGGCCCACCCCUCGGCCCACCCCUCGGCCCACACCUCGGCCCACACCUCGGCCCACCCCUCGGCCCACCCCUCGGCCCACCCCUCGGCCCACACCUCGGCCCACCCGUCGGCCCACCCCUCGGCCCACCCCUCGGCCCACCCCUCGGCCCACCCCUCGGCCCACCCGUCGGCCCACCCUCGGCCCACACCUCGGCCCACACCUCGGCCCACCUCACUACAAAACACCGGGAACAUUGCCCGGCUCUCAAGCGAAAAAUUCGGCUUGUUAGCAACCUGGCUGUUAUGACUAUGAAUCGUCUUAACUUCCCUGGAAUUUUGUCAUUGGUGUUCUGUGACGGCGACCCAGACAAUGUUGCUCAACUUUAUCAACAACAUUCCAGCAGAUUCAUUCGUCAUACUGCAUCAGAGGUAUCCGCCAUCCCAGAAAAGGUAUAUCCACCAUACAUGGAUGGGUAUAUCCGCCAUACAUGGAUGAGUAUAUCCAUCUUCCGGGCGUGA